Molecule: messenger RNA, 480 nt
Organism: Aspergillus vadensis CBS 113365
Lineage: Eukaryota; Fungi; Ascomycota; Eurotiomycetes; Eurotiales; Aspergillaceae
Product: signal peptidase complex subunit 1
Exons: 3
Coding region: 96-407 (103 amino acids)
Biological process (GO): protein targeting to ER
Cellular component (GO): signal peptidase complex; endoplasmic reticulum membrane
Source: RefSeq, a predicted model, not a curated record
GCGCCGGCAACGAAGUAAAGGGUGCCCCUUCGACCAGCGACCGUCUAGAACGAACUGGGAAACAAUUAUAUCGCACUAUAAUCAAAACAUCCACAAUGGAAAGUCUACUUGCGCCAAUUCAAGAUGCUCUGGAAGGUCAAAUUGACUUCCAGGGCCAGCGUAUUGCAGAGCUUCUUAGUACGGUGCUUCUUGUUCUGUCGGGUGCCGUUGCUUUCAUUGUUGGAUACAUCUUCCAGGAUAUCCAUCUAACACUCUGGGUCGGAUUGGCCGGCACGUUAAUAACUGGGUUGGCCGUGAUUCCGCCUUGGCCUAUGUACAAUAAGAAUCCCGAGAAAUGGCUUGUUCCUCUGACGACGGGCGUGGGAGGAGGUGCAGGUAUUGUGGUAGAUGGAGUUAAGGUUGCGUGAGACAAGGAGUCGCGGACUUUGGACAUGUCUAUUUAAUAUCCUGAAUCAAUCACAACUUGUCCGCUUGCGUGUG